AUGGCCGGACUACACCGAGACAGUCGAAACCUCACGCGCUUUCUAUGGCUUCGAAAUCCUACACUUGGAGUACAGGAGAGCAACAUCGUCACGUACGCCUUCAAGAGAGUACCUUUUGGGUUAAUUUCCUCACCUUUUCUCCUGUCCGGCACGAUACACUAUCACCUCAGUAAAUCCUCCUCAAACCUCGCGCAAAGAAUUCUUCGGAAUUUUUACGUCGACAACUUGUUCCUGGAAGCUGACUCAAGCCACGAUGCAAAACUGGUGUAUGGAGAAACCAAAGAAAUCUUCCGGGAAGCAGGUAUGAAUGUUCGAGAGUUCGCCAGCAACGAUGCAGCAUUCAAUAAGCUAAUUGAACAAGCAGAACACACACCGUUAGACGAAAUUUCCAAGAUACUCGGCCUUAAAUAG
Necator americanus (New World hookworm) is the source of this 411-nucleotide messenger RNA. RefSeq lists its product as uncharacterized. The coding region runs from base 1 to 411 and encodes 136 amino acids. The transcript has a single exon. The record is from RefSeq and is a predicted model, not a curated record. NCBI's taxonomy places the organism in Eukaryota, Metazoa, Nematoda, Chromadorea, Rhabditida, Ancylostomatidae.